Messenger RNA from Enhydra lutris kenyoni (northern sea otter), 3282 nucleotides. Its product is annotated as protein phosphatase 1 regulatory subunit 3E. The record is from RefSeq and is a predicted model, not a curated record. Gene Ontology annotation, cellular component: protein phosphatase type 1 complex. Gene Ontology annotation, molecular function: glycogen binding; protein phosphatase 1 binding. Lineage: Eukaryota; Metazoa; Chordata; Mammalia; Carnivora; Mustelidae. The coding region runs from base 273 to 1112 and encodes 279 amino acids. Gene Ontology annotation, biological process: regulation of glycogen biosynthetic process. The transcript has 4 exons.
GCACGCUCAGAGCAGACAGCUUGCAGGAGGCCGGAGACGAUGGUCUAAAAUCCUGAGAGCUGACGGUCAGAGCGGGGGCGGGGGGGAGGUUGGAGGGGAAGGUAGUCACGGAGGGGUGACAGCUACAGGAGGUGGAGGAUCCUGGAGGUAACAGCAAGGAGAGUACGCAACGGCAAGGGGCGGCUUCUGCGCCGACGCCGGGCGGUCAAGCCAGAGGAAAGCAGGGGAACGCUGCGGCGUUGCGGGCUUGCCCCGCCCGGGCGGGGGGUGCCAUGUCUCGAGAGCGGCCCCCCCGCACCGACAUCCCCCGCAAUCUGAGCUUCAUAGCCGCAUUAACAGAGCGUGCCUACUACCGCAGCCAGCGGCCCAGCCUCGAGGAGGAGCCGGAGGUGGAGCCAGGCGAGGGCGGGACGCGCCUUGGGGCCCGAUCCCGCGCUCACGCUCCGAGUCGGGGUCGCCGGGCCCUUUCUGCACCUGCCGGAGGCGGCGGGGUCCGGGCGCCCCGCAGCCGCAGCCCGGACACCCGUAAGAGAGUGCGUUUCGCCGACGCGCUUGGGCUGGAGCUGGCCGCGGUGCGCCGCUUCCGCCCCGGAGAGCUGCCCCGGGUGCCCCGCCACGUGCAAAUCCAGCUGCAGAGGGACGCCCUCCGCCACUUCGGGCCGUGCCAGCCUCGCGCCCGCGGCCUCCAGGAGGCGCGCGCCGCCCUGGAGCCGGCCAGCGAGCCCGGCUUUGCCGCCCGCUUGCAGGCGCAGCGCAUCUGCCUGGAACGCGCCGAGGCGGGCCCGCUGGGCGUGGCCGGGAGCGCGCGCGUGCUGGACCUGGCGUACGAGAAGCGCGUGAGCGUGCGCUGGAGCGCCGACGGCUGGCGGAGCCAACGCGAGGCACCCGCCUCUUACGCCGGCCCGGCACCGCCCCCGCCGCGCGCAGACCGCUUCGCAUUCCGCCUUCCCGCGCCACCCAUUGGGGGCGCCCUGCUUUUCGCCCUGCGCUACCGCGUGACUGGCCACGAGUUCUGGGACAACAACGGCGGCCGUGACUAUGCUCUGCGAGGGCCCGAGCAUCCCGGGAGUGGCGGAAACCCGGAGCCCCAGGGAUGGAUCCACUUUAUCUGAGACGCCUGGGUCGACGGCGGGAAAACCAAAGGCUCCUUCUUGACAGUCUUCUAGAAGGGAGAAGAGGAAAAGAAGCAGUUCCUGAUGCAGAUGAACAGCCGCUCCCAGGUCAAAGUUCCAGCAAAGUGAAGAAAGAACCUCCUGGAAGCCACCAAGCAAUGCGCUUUUUAGUCAUCAAUGAAGAGCCCAAAGAAGGAUGAUGGAGACGGAGCCUAGGUCGGGGCUCAGUGUAUACUAAUCUCUUGCCUAAUGUGUUUGCACUAUUGUCAUGUCAUAUUAACAAUCGUAAUAGCUCACAUGUACUUAUCUACUCAAAUCUGGUGUCUUGCAUGCAUUACAAUCUUCAGAACAACCCUAUCAGUUGAGAAAUAUUAUCCCUGUUUUAGAGAUGUGGAAACCGCUCAGAAAAGCUCAGUAAUUUGUUCAAGAUCACAUCGCUGGUAAAUGGCACAGCUAGGGUUGUGAACUCAGGAUCUCCAGAGCUUCUGUGUAUAACCAUGUUAUUACAUUUUUUCCUUCAAAAACAAAACUGAAAACUUUGCCAUAUGUAAUCUCUUAUUAGGAAAAGCCCACAGUUUCUAACUCGUCUGCCUUCCCAUCCUCCCAGUUUACCAAAAUGGCUUAGAGAAGGCAAAGUAGAGGGUCCAAGCUCCCAUGCAGGAGCUUGCUGCUUUCUUCUGUACCAGUGUCCCAGCUCUGCAGAAUCAGCAAGGGGACCACACUGCCUGCCUGCUAGAGAACUCGGGAACCCAUGUGAACUUCAGCUUUUCCUUACUUUGGGAUUCUUUCCUGCCCCUAACCAACAUUCUGCACCUGUUGGUGUGACACCCUUUCCAUUCCCCUGACCAAUCCCUAAAGUUUCCAUUAAAGGGUAUCCCUGAGCAGGACAACUGCUGAAUGGUCUGUGCUUGGGCUCUCUCUGCGAGCCUGGAUAUUGCUGAGUGGAUAAAUGUAAACUGGUUGGAGACAGGGAACCCCCUGAGUUUUUUCUUUAAGAAGAGCUAUGACUUCCAACCUCCUACCUGCCCCGUCAUUCUCAGCUUUAUAGAACCAACACCUAAACCUUCUAGUUCUUUCCAUAUAGAGCUGCCCCAGGGCUUGGGGUAAGCUGAUAGUCUAAUCUGAUAUGGGAAGCACUAGAAGUUUGGUGGAAUCUUUAGAGAUGUAUUAGAUGUUACGGGGAUGGGUCCUUUCCCCUGAAGGCUGACUAUAUGAGCAGGAGCAGUUUGGUGUAUACAGGUCAGCUGUGGACCAGGCAGUGCUAGAAGAGAAAACACUACCCUGGUCCGGGGCUUGGGUCCUUGAAGCAACACAACUAGAACACUUUUUCCUAUUUCUCUCAUCCAGACCUCAGAUGUCUUCCUAUACUUGCUUGUCUGACAGCCUUCCUCUCGUACCUUUGUUUCUCUUCAUGACUGUAGCUCAUUUCUCUUCACAAUAAGCCCUGGCUCCUGAACUUUCCAAUUGAACUCCCACAUCCCCUUGCUUCUAACACCUGCAUUUCUCUGGAGCUCCUCCAGAUCUCUGGGUCCUUACAAUCAGCAAGUUCAUACAGUCAGAGACCUGGAAAAGCUUGUCUUUAGAGAUCACUGGGUCCAUGCUCCAGUACAAAUGAGGACACAGGUCCAGAGAUGAGAAGAUUUCAUCAGGGUCAGAGAAUUUGUUAGUGCAGCUCAAGAUGGGGCUUAACCCCAGCCCUCCUGACCAUAUCCCACUCCCAGGCUACAAAGCGGCCUCUAUAGUCAGACCUGUAAUUUUUCACGGCAAGGGAUAAUAUUACAAAUGUUUCAUUUUCUGCUGCUAGUUUCCAUUCCCUUCCCUAUCCAGGCAUAAAAAGAAACAAAAGGCACUUGUAGUUUUCUCUGUUUUCCCACCUUGGGCACUUCUCCGGGUGAUAUUGCUAAGGAACAGUGAAGUUACUAAAAAGACUGAAUAAUCCACCCAUUGACUAGCUAACCUGGAGAGGAAUUGAAAGCUUGCUAUGUGGAUCUCCCCAAACCACUGUUCUCAUCAGGCCCUCUCAGAGUGUCCUCACCCUCUUCACAGUGCAGCCCUGUUCACUGGGUCCCAAACCCACGAGUAUUGUGCCUCACUUCAGCUUCCUCAUGCAACUGCCCUCCCUUCUGGAUAAAAGACCUCAUACUUGAAAUAAAGUCGAAACAUGAAAGUA